AUGUCCUCAACCAGAUUGCCCAAUAUCCCCUCUCUGAGGAAACACCAAUUGCUCCUUGAAUUCGCAGGUCUGAGACAUGCUGCUCCUCCUGGUGUCUACGUGAGCCUCACGCCGGGCGAUCCUACGCUCUGGUCCAGCGUGCUCUUUGUUCGCUCUGGUCCCUAUGCGUCAGCCGUGCUCCGUUUCCAGAUUCGCUUCCCCGCCUCCUAUCCUGAUCUCCCACCCCUGGUGACCUUCUCUACCGACGUCUUUCAUCCAUUGAUUGUCCCCCUUACCACCUACACCUUCAGCACGAAUGCGUCGACGGAGGACCCAGUCAGCGCGACUGAUGAAGAGCGUUUACCACCGGGCGGGUUCAGCCUCCGCCAUGGGUUCCCGCAUUGGUUCGGCAGAGCGAAGAGAAGCGGGGUUUCGACCGCGUCGUCGAGGGCGGUAAGCAUCCAAGGUCGUGUUCCGGUAUUGGGAGAAGCAACUGCAUCGGCGAGGGAAAGUCAAGGGAACGAUAAGACGGAAUUUGCUGCAAAAGGUCAAGGGGAGGACGGAACAAUAGAGCAAUAUCCUGAGCCGAGGAAGACGGUACCGGUAGCGGAAUUGUUGGAUUAUAUUCGAUCGACAUUUGAAGAUGAGUCAGUCCUUGAUUCUCUGACGCUAGAAGCUGCUGGGAAUCCGGGCGCGUGGCAUGCGUGGAGGGCCCAUAGAGGUGGUAGUAAUAUUGCGACGAAGAACGACCCCAAACGAGGAAGCCCGCAGACAAGGCUCCCUGGCGACUGGCAUUGGGAUGGGAUAUGGGCCAAGCGCGUUCAGAGUGAGGUUGAGGCGAGUCACUCGGAACCCAUGUUGUAUGGGAAUUCGGCUCGUGCAGUGGGCGAUGAGAUGAUUCGCUUUUCUCGCAUAGAUGAUGCCAGUAUGGCUUCGAUUAAAGAGAGGAUCAUUCCUCGAAUGGAGGAGGUACACGAAUAA
Molecule: messenger RNA, 960 nt
Organism: Aspergillus chevalieri
Lineage: Eukaryota; Fungi; Ascomycota; Eurotiomycetes; Eurotiales; Aspergillaceae
Product: putative ubiquitin-conjugating enzyme
Exons: 4
Coding region: 1-960 (319 amino acids)
Source: RefSeq, a predicted model, not a curated record